This is a messenger RNA of Nerophis lumbriciformis (worm pipefish), 558 nucleotides long. The record is from RefSeq and is a predicted model, not a curated record. Lineage: Eukaryota; Metazoa; Chordata; Actinopteri; Syngnathiformes; Syngnathidae.
AUGCGUGAAUACAAGCUAGUGGUGUUAGGCUCUGGAGGUGUGGGCAAGUCCGCUCUGACAGUUCAGUUCGUCCAGGGAAUCUUUGUGGAAAAAUAUGACCCGACAAUAGAAGACUCGUACAGAAAGCAAGUGGAGGUAGAUGGGCAGCAAUGUAUGCUUGAAAUUCUCGACACAGCCGGCACAGAGCAGUUCACAGCAAUGAGGGACUUGUACAUGAAGAACGGCCAGGGCUUUGCCUUGGUUUACUCCAUCACGGCACAGUCCACUUUUAACGACCUCCAGGACCUGAGGGAACAGAUUCUACGAGUAAAGGACACAGAGGAUGUGCCGAUGAUCCUGGUGGGCAACAAGUGCGACUUGGAGGAUGAACGUGUAGUGGGCAAGGAGCAGGGCCAGAACCUGGCCAGACAGUGGAACCACUGUGCCUUUUUAGAGUCGUCCGCUAAGUCAAAGAUCAAUGUCCUCGAUAUCUUCUACGACUUGGUCAGACAGAUAAAUAGAAAAACGCCAGUGGAAAAGAAAAAGGCAAAAAAGAAAUCCAACUGUGUGCUGCUUUAA